AUGUUGGAAGAAUUGAGGCAGAAUUACGUCAUUUUGAGUGGUGGUGUAAUUGCCAUAAAACCUCUGCCCUGCAAAUUUGUGACGAAGUACAAUCAUCGAGAUGGCAAGUUAACAAUGAAAAUGACCGAUGAUGUGGUGUGCGUCCAGUUCAGUACCAAUCAACUGCAAGACGUGAAAAGACUGGAGAAGUUAUCGGCAUCGCUUAUGAGAUCGAUGGUUUCUUCGCACAGCUAG
Molecule: messenger RNA, 234 nt
Organism: Cooperia oncophora
Lineage: Eukaryota; Metazoa; Nematoda; Chromadorea; Rhabditida; Trichostrongylidae
Source: the annotation of a GenBank genome assembly